This is a messenger RNA of Gymnodraco acuticeps, 2521 nucleotides long. Its product is annotated as zinc finger MYM-type protein 1-like. Bases 329 to 1777 code for a protein of 482 amino acids. Gene Ontology annotation, molecular function: protein dimerization activity. The record is from RefSeq and is a predicted model, not a curated record. NCBI's taxonomy places the organism in Eukaryota, Metazoa, Chordata, Actinopteri, Perciformes, Bathydraconidae. The transcript is spliced from 3 exons.
GCUUAAAACAUUUGGGGACACCAGGAUAGAGCUCCAGCUGGAUGAGCAACAACGCCGGGGUGUCAUCCUUCAUAAUGAAAAGGUGAAGAGGAACCGAGGAAUUUUGAAACGCCUGAUAAAUUGUGUGGUGUACUUGGGCAAGCAGGAGUUGCCGUUCCGAGGUCACGAUGAGAGUGUAACUUCAUCAAACAAGGGGAAUUACAUAGAGUUGCUGGAUUUAGUGGCAGAAUAUGACAGCGACCUGCACACACACCUCGCCACAUCAACAGUAUUUACCGGCACAUCUUCAAGGAUUCAGAAUGACCUGAUCAGCGCUGUCGCUAGUGUAAUGACGGAUAGCAUGAAAGAGGAGCUGAGGAAGGCACCUUUUGUUGCGGUCAUGUUGGAUGAAACGACAGACAUUAGCAACGUGGCGCAGAUGUCAUAUGUGCUUCGAUAUGUCACUGACGAUGGGAUAAAAGAGCGUUUCUUCAAGUACGAAGAUGUGACAGAGGACAAACGAGCAGAGGCCAUAGCUACACGGCUGCUGGAAUUCCUGAGGGAGAGUGGCUGUAUUGACAAAGUGGUCGCGCAGUGCUACGAUGGAGCAGCUGUUAUGGCCUCUGGAUUGAAUGGGGUGCAAGCGAAAGUUAAGGAAACAAUUCCACAGGCCCUUUUCAUUCACUGCUAUGCUCACAUCUUAAAUCUCGUUUUGUCAAAUGGAGCUUCCAAGAUAAGAGAGUGUAAGGUCUUCUUCUCCCACCUCUCUGGCUUGGCCACCUUUUUCAGCCGCUCAGCAAAGCGCACCAAGCUACUGGAUGAUAUUUGCCAGCAUAGGCUUCCACGGGCAGCUCCUACUCGCUGGUGCUUUCAUUCUUGCUUGGUGUGCACAGUGGCAGAUAAGACCAGGGAAUUGAGAGAGGUGUUCGAGCACAUCGUAGACCAUCACACAGAGUUUGAUGACGAAACUGUUCAUUGCUCUGAUGGAUACAUCACCCUCCUUACCAGCUUCGAUUUCAGCUUUUGGUUGAAAACCUUCCACGCUAUCUUCUCCUACUCGGAUGUUGUUUUUGAAAUACUUCAGAACAAAGGUUUUGAUAUGCAGUUCUGCCUGGCCAGAGUGGAUCAGCUACAGCGACAAAUUGAACAGGAGAAGGGGAACUUUGACAGCGUCUACGAUGAAACCCAGGCUUUGGUUGGUCCUCCGCGCGGCCGUGGAGCUCAAGGAGACGUUCGUGCACGGUACAGGGAGCUCCACUGCAGCGUAAUUGACAGCCUGCUAACCCAGAUUUCCAACCGCUUCAGUGACCACAAAAAGCUGGAAUUCCUGGCCCUUCUGGACCCGCAACAGUUCGGGCAUUACUGUAACUAUUUCCCAACUGCUGCCUUGAACAGUUUGAUGGAGAGCUAUGGCGGAUAUUUCGACCAGCCUCGACUGCACACGGAACUCGCCGUGAUGUACGGCAUGUCUGACAUUUUGGGGAAAAGCCCAGCCGACAUUCAUCAGUUUCUCCUCAAAAAAGGACUGAGUGAAAGCAUGAAACAGGUGUACACCCUCUCAUGCAUCAUCCUGACAAUACCUGUGUCCACUGCCUCUGUGGAGAGGUCCUUCUCUGCGCUGAAGCGCAUAAAAAGCUACUCGAGGUCCACGACUGGGCAAGUCCGACUGUCAGACUUGGCCUUAAUUUCGAUCGAGAAGGAAUUGCUGAUUGCUUUAAAAGCAAAGGAUCACCUGCAUGACGACGCCAUCAAGUUCUUUAUCCAAAAAGACAGGAGGAUGGACUUUGUGUUUAGGUGAUUUGAUCAUCAAAGUAUGCACGUGGACGCUUUGGACAUACCUGGAGAAGGAAUAAAUGGGUCUUCGGAAUGAUGGGAGUUAAAGACAAAAGGCGGAGACUAGUGUUGAAACUAGUGGAGAGACGAUCAAGAUGCCACCUUGUCCCUCUGAUUAGACGGCAUGUCAAGUCAGGAAACAGCAUUAUUAGUGAUGAGUGGAGGGCAUACAGGAGAGUGCUGAGUAACGUGGGGUACAACCACUACACCAUAAACCACAGCAGGUGGUGUGUGAACCCCCAGACGGCAGUCAUAUCCAACAUAAUGAAAGAGCUUGGUCGACCGUCAAAGGACAUGUCCGUAGACUGAGAGUGUCAGGAUUCUCAUGUUAUGUCACGGUUGUAGUUUUGUAUGUCUGGUUAUGGGUGUUUUCCUCUUGGUAUAUUGUCUGGUCCUUUUCCCUGUGUUUUUCCUCCUGUCGUUAGUUUCCCUGAUGUGUCUAGUUGUCUGAUUGUGUUCACCUGUGGCCCUUGUGUUUCUCCUCCCCUGCCCGGCUGUUUCUCGUCUUGUGAUUACCCCUCCGUGUAUUUAGUCUUGUCUCUUCCUGUGUUCAGUGUUGGUUCGUCUUUUGUUUGUGACUGAGUUCACCGGUGAGUGUUCUGUUUUUUCCAAGUUAUUAUUUUAUCCUUGAAAUAAAGGCAAUAUCAGUGUAAUCUGCAUUUGGGUCCUGCUUGCUUCACCCACCGUAACAGUACGAACCAACCAAGGA